Messenger RNA from Numida meleagris (helmeted guineafowl), 6019 nucleotides. RefSeq names its product leishmanolysin like peptidase (gene LMLN). Lineage: Eukaryota; Metazoa; Chordata; Aves; Galliformes; Numididae. The transcript has 17 exons. The record is from RefSeq and is a predicted model, not a curated record. Gene Ontology annotation, molecular function: metalloendopeptidase activity. Bases 12 to 2024 code for a protein of 670 amino acids. Gene Ontology annotation, cellular component: membrane; cytoplasm. Gene Ontology annotation, biological process: cell adhesion; proteolysis.
GGCAGCCCAAGAUGGCCGCCGAGCCGGGCGGCGGGCGCCGCUGUGCUCCUCCUCGGCCGCUGCUCGCCGCGCUCACCGCCGCGCUGCUGCCGCUGCUGCUGGGCUGCGGCCGCGCCGCCGGCCUCUCCCCCUCUUUCUCCUCAUCGUCCUGUCAGCACCGCGCGCCCGGCGGCGGGGAGGUGGUUUACCGGGUUCCUCUGAGGGAAAGCCGCGUCCUGAAGAGAAGCGUGGAUCAGCAGCUGAGGAUUAAGAUUAUAUACGACAGGAGCGUUGAGGGUUUGCUACCGGAGAAAAGACACCUCAUAAAGAACAAACUUUUCCCACAAGCUAUCUCUUACUUGGAGAAGACUUUCCAAGUGCGCAAAUCCACAGGUACUAUCUUGCUAAGCAGGCAGUGUGCAACGAACCAGUAUUUGAGGAGGAAGGCUGACCCUCACAGGUACUGCCGAGGGGCCUGUGCCAACCACACGCGAUGUGGGCCAGUUAUUGUCCCGGAAAAACACCUCCAGCAAUGCAGGGUGUACAAUCAGAACGAGCAGCUCUCCAACGUACCUGACCAGGAAGGGGUUCGAGAUGCUGAUUUUGUCCUUUACGUCAGCGCUCUCACCACUGAAAGGUGUGGCCAUGAAAAUAUCAUUGCGUAUGCAGCCUACUGCCAACUGGAAGCUGAAAUGGACAGGCCGAUAGCAGGAUAUGCUAACUUGUGUCCAAACAUGAUCUCAACACAACCUCAGGAAUUUGUUGGCAUGUUGUCCACAGUGAAACACGAGAUUAUCCAUGCACUGGGUUUCUCUGCCGGACUGUUUGCAUUUUACCGUGAUGAUGAUGGAAAACCUUUGACAGCAAGAUAUGCAGAUGGACUCCCUCCUUUUAAUGAAAGCCUAGGUUUAUAUCAGUGGAGUGAUAAGGUUGUUCAGAAAGCAGUAAGGUUAUGGGAUGUACGUGGUGGCAAAAUGCUUCGCCAUGCUGUUUAUCUUCUGACUACACCUCGUGUUGUUGAAGAAGCUCGGAAACAUUUUGAUUGUCCAAUCCUAGAGGGAAUGGAGCUUGAAAAUCAAGGUGGCAUGGGCACUGAGCUCAAUCACUGGGAAAAGAGGUUGUUGGAGAAUGAAGCUAUGACUGGAUCCCAUACGCAGAACCGAGUCUUCUCCAGGAUCACCUUAGCAUUAAUGGAAGACACAGGCUGGUAUAAAGCAAAUUACAGCAUGGCGGAGAAAUUGGAUUGGGGCCGUAAUAAAGGCUGUGACUUUGUAAUGAAGAGCUGCAAGUUCUGGAUUGAUCAAAAGAAACAGAAGAGGCAACUCAUCAGUCCAUACUGUGACACUUUGAGGAGCAAUCCUUUGCACUUAACCUGCAGACAGGACCAAAGAGCAGUAGCAGUGUGCAACUUACAGAAGUUUCCAAAGCAGUUACCUCAGGAAUAUCAGUAUUUUGACAAUCUGAGUGGAGUUCCAGCAGAAGACCUGCCUUACUAUGGUGGCUCAGUAGAAAUUGCUGACUAUUGUCCCUUCAGUCAAGAAUUCAGUUGGCAUUUAAGUGGUGAAUUUCAACGCAGCUCAGAUUGCAGAAUCAUUGAAAACCAGCCGGAUCCCACCAAAAACUAUGGUGCAGAAGAAUACGGACCGAACUCUGUAUGUCUGAUUCAGAAAUCAGCUUUUGUCAUGGAACAAUGCAGGAGGAAGCUCAGUUACCCUGACUGGGGUAGCGGAUGUUACCAAGUUUCUUGUUCUCCACAAGGGCUGCACGUUUGGGUCAAGGACAGUGCGUACUUGUGCAGCCGCUCAGGUCAGGUGUUAACCGUGAGCAUUCAGAUGAAUGGCUGGGUACACGUUGGGAACCUGAUCUGCCCAGCCUGCUGGGACUUCUGUGACUCCUGUCCCCCAGAACGGGAUCCUCCAGCUUUGAACUUAUCGAGAGCUGCAGCAAUUGACUUGUGCUCCUGCUCAUCUAGCCUAGUCGUAACCUUUUGGCUGUUGAUGGCUAACUUAAUUCCCCUGGUGACAGGAUUCUUCCUCUGCGCGUAGCUCAAGCAGGGAGCAAGAAGACGUUCCAAGAUGAUGCACCACGGUGUUGCACCUCUUACUGUGGAGCCCUGAGUUGUUUUGUCUCUGCAGGCAGCUGCCUUCUCCUGAGCCUCAUCUCUCCUGGCGAGUAGUGGUGCAGGCAGUGGGAGGAGUGCAGGGAGGUGCUGACUACAGCAGCCAGAGCCUGAGAGGUGGAAAAUUUACCUUGUCAUCUCAAUAAGUGCCAGUAUUUUCCUGAAUUGCAACCCUUGGUUUUGACACGGUAACGAGAUCGCUGUGCCAGCCUUCCUGGAGGCUUGGUCAAGAUUUGAAACGAGAACUCUGCUGUGGUAGAAUUUGGGAUUGUGCUGGGUUUUUUUGUUAGUUUGUUUUUGUCUUCAGUGUGACUGGUAGCAAAGCAUCCUCAAACUGGAAAUAUACCUCAGUGGUUUAGCUGAAAGCCAUGUGAAAAUCAGUUAUCAUCACUGCUAAUAACUCAGACCUAAGCAGGUAGGGGAGGUUUCUGUCAGUUCUUACAUUUUACAGGGAAAAAAUAAUGGAAUGGAAUUCCCAGGUGUUGGGAAUUGGUUCUGAAUUCCUCAGCUUUGAGGCUUCUCAGAAUUCAUGUUGUCUUACGGUAAAGCAUCUACCUGGGGUUCACUUAAACCUUCAUAUGUGCACUGAGUGGAAUUUCAGAGUGACAACCAUGACAACUGUCCAGAAAUCACAUCCUCGUUCAGCAUGUGAAAUGGAAGGUGUGAAAGAUUUGGAUGUUUUUAAAGUAGUUUGCUAGACAAACGCAUUUCAGUACUGGUUCUAGUCUGUAAAAUUGGGCUAGGUUUUCUGAUUAUUUUUAUUUUUUUUCUUAAAUAAUGGCAUUAUUUUUUAUUAGCAUGAGCAUUAAUACGGUUGUUCUCACUUUUUGUUGAAGGGUAAGCCAGUCGCUAUGGCAGCUAUCGUUUUACAGAACCAUGUUGACUUCUCUAAGCCAAAAACCGUGUUGAGUAUGUAAAGAAAAGUCUGCAGUCUGUCUUCUUCCACCCUUCUUUCUUGGACCUGUAGUUGAUAGUUUAAUUACUCAAAUAAUUGGCAUUUGGAUUAUGUUAGAGAAUCGGACACUUUGAAAUACACAAGGGCAUACCUUGGUACAAAAUUCAUCUCUUGGGGGACAAAAUCUGCUUGAGGAUGGAAAUGAGCAAAGCCUGUCUCACUGAGGACAGCUGCUCUACGUGACACUUGUGAAGAUGUUUUUCUUCGUUCCUGACCCUACAUAAUGUGUUACUAAUAACACCUCUUAGAGCAAAGGAAACUCCUUGUGGUCCAACCCCGUUAUCAGUCCUGCUGCAUAGCUCUCAUCUUUGGAAGGUACUAAACGAGGGAGCGGAUGUGCCAAGUGCACUAAAAAUACAAAGAUGGGGAGAAAGAUGUUACACCACUUCUUUAAGGCUUGAUUCCUUUCUAAAAUGAAAGGUAGGGGGAUGGAAGCUACGAUUCACGUUUAAUAAUAGGACUUCCAUUGUACUUGUAAGGACACUAAAGAUUAUCUUUGUGCCUAACAUGUAUUUUUGAGACACUUUAUGACACUGGUGAGGUGAGUAAGCUGCAACCUCAAGCUGUCUGAGGGUGCGUGGCUGAGAGAGUACCUUGCACUGGGCUAGUUCCCCUUCUGAACUGCAGGUUGUGCACGGUUUGCUUUGAGGUAGACAAGGCCUGGUUAGCCUUAAUGGGUGUUUCUGAGAAGCAAUACAAAUUAGGGAUCAAAUGCUUUAAGCGUGCGCAAGUUUGAAUCAAGAAACACUCAGAUUAACGAGCAAACACUGGUAACUUUAAGAUAUGCACAAUCAACAGCUGGUAUAAGUGGAUUCCUUGAAAACAUAAAGGUUUGAGAAUAUAUCUUUGGCCCCAGAGGUUGGUGUCGUGUCUUUUGUCUGUUGUGCAAUAAUACAGUUGAAAUGGUAUCACUCAACAGCAACGCUUUUUUAUACUUGAAAAGAGAUUAUUGGUUAUUUUUUCUUACUGUGAAAUAUUUGCACUGUUGGAACUUUCUGGUUAACUUUAUAACUGUAAAACAUUUCUAAUGGUGUUAAUUUAUUGCACUUGGUAUUUGAUAUGCUGGUCUGUCCGUGUAAGUGGAAUUUGUUAUAUUUAAGUGAAUAUUUUUUUAUCUUCUACCCAGUUGUUUAUCUCGAGGGCUUUUUCUUCUCUCCUCCUGAGCACUAACUGAAAACUGAAAGAUGGCUUAAAAUGUUGAUGCUUCCCUACUUCUGGAUCAUCGGGUACGUUUGGGUAGAGAAAGGCUGCAGUGCGUUGUACCUACAGGGCGCAGCUGUCGGUGUGCUUGUAGUCAGGUUCAGCCCUACCUGCUGAGUAGCUGCAUCAGUGCAUCCAGUGAAGUAAAAACUAUUAACGCCUUAAUAAUCUGAGAUUUCAGUUGUAAUUUCUUUGACGUGCAGCCCUUAAAGUGGCCGUGAACUGCGGAAUUGGAAGCGACUUCAUGGAGUCGGGCGGGCAGGUUGAAGCGGGAGGAAUCCAACCUGUUCUGUGGGUGAGCUGGCAGCAGAGCCCGUGUUGGAGCUGCCAGGGGACAUGUCAGGUUCACUUUAAAGUGGCAGUGAGUUGGUGGCUGUCAAAGGGAAUAUCUGAGUAAAACUGCCUACCUCAGUUCUGUUUGGCGUUGAGUGCAGCUUUUAGCCUGCUGUUAACUUGAGUGGCUUAAGAUAAGUAAAAACACGUCUCAGGUUUUGAAGAGCAAAAUACACGUAGUAGGAAGCAUAAGCCAUUUUUUUGGUGUAGAACACAGCUAAAACUGUAGCUUAAAACAAUCAUCUACAUAGCCUUAAGUAUGGUUUCCCCAGUAAGAGUCUGUAUUGGCUUGAAAUAAAUCCCAUGUUUGCAGGCGGCUGCUUUGGGUUUCCUGAAUGUGUCGUGGCCAGUCCAUAACACAGCAGCUCCUACAUAUGAGACCUUUGAGAUACGGCCCAAACAAGCUUUGCUUUCACCAGGGUAGUUAGUGUUAUUCCCUGGGCUUUUGCUGCCCUAGGAAAUAACUGGAUUGGCUUCUCUGCAGCCAAAACGUUUCCAGUGUGCAAUGUCCACAGUUCUAAUGUUAUAAAAGCAUGUUCUGUGUUUCCUUAUGGAAGUAAAUCAGACAUCUUUUGUUGUCCCAGUAGCUCAUAUUUAUAUACAUAUAUAUAAUAUAUUUCAUUUAGAGGUCGAGUCAAGUCAUGCUGUAGGAACUGAUUUUUCUCAUGUUUCAGUUAUGAGGAGGGAGGAGAACUUUUGGCUGGAGUACAUGCUGAGUAAAUGACAUAGAGAAGCAGGCUGCUCCUGUCCCUUGAAAUGUCUUGGAGUUUUGGGAGACUGCUAUGUGUAUAGGUUAAUGACUGGAACAGAACUUUGAUGCUCAUCAGUUGGCUGUUGGUGCAACUUAGCUCAUUCUUUUUGUUAUGCACUACUCAACUAGGAAGACCGGUGUCAUUUAAGAGCAAUCCGUUGCUUAUAAGGGACUGUUGUUUUAAACCUUCUUCCUGCUCAAAUACGUUUCAGUAGAGAGGGAUGCACAGGUCCUCCCUUCCCCACGCUUCCCAUGAAGGGCUGUGAGCUGAGCAGGCCCUGCAGGAGCCUGCAGCCAGGUUUGGCUCAGCCCAGGGCUUGGCUGGACGCCUGCCUGUGUCGCUCUUUGGGGCCAGGGUCUGUGCUGUUACAUUCAGUGACGCCGUCUUACACCAUCAGGCCUCCAGAGUGUAAGUGUUGCCUUCAGAAUGUGAAGCUUCCCUUGGAGAUAAAAAAAACAACUGUCUUGGGAGAACUGGCUGACCUUGAAUAUGUGUUUCCUAUUUUGGUACAGAAUGUAAAUACAGAACAAACUAUUUUACAUAGAUUUUGACUGGGUUGAGAUAUAAGGGCUAAUUUUUGUUAUUUAUGAAGUGGAAGUCUCCUAAUUUUACUGUGUAAAAGUGUCAUACAAAAGAAGGAAAAGAUUAUGUUCAUCAAUAAAAAUGUCUGUAGAAAACGAA